Sorex araneus (European shrew) is the source of this 945-nucleotide messenger RNA. RefSeq names its product olfactory receptor 10T2-like. Gene Ontology annotation, molecular function: olfactory receptor activity; G protein-coupled receptor activity. Gene Ontology annotation, biological process: G protein-coupled receptor signaling pathway. Gene Ontology annotation, cellular component: membrane. The record is from RefSeq and is a predicted model, not a curated record. Bases 1 to 945 code for a protein of 314 amino acids. Lineage: Eukaryota; Metazoa; Chordata; Mammalia; Eulipotyphla; Soricidae. The transcript has a single exon.
AUGAAGAGGCAGAACCAGAGCAUGAUCACCGAGUUCAUCCUCGUUGGCUUCUCAAACCUGGGGGAAAUGCAGAUCCUCCUGUUCUUUAUUUUCCUUCUGGUAUACUUGACCACGCUAACUGCCAAUGCCACAAUCAUGACUGUAAUCCGCCUAGACCGGGCAUUACACACCCCUAUGUACUUCUUUCUCUUUGUCCUCUCCUGCUCUGAAACAUGCUACACCUUAGUCAUCAUACCAAAUAUGCUGGCUAACUUGCUUUCUACAAGCCCAACUAUAUCUUUCUCUGGCUGUGCCGCCCAGCUCUAUUUCUUUGUGGGCUUGGCCUGUACCAACUGCUUCCUUAUUGCUGUGAUGGGCUAUGAUCGCUAUGUGGCUAUCUGCAACCCCCUCAACUACAUGCUCAUUGUCAGCAGGACAACCUGCAUGCUGCUGGUCUUGGCUUCCAGUCUUUGUGGUUUCUUGAUCUCCGUGGUUGUCAACGUGCUGGUGUUCAGUGUCCCCUUCUGUUCUUCCAAUCGUAUCAACCACUUCUUCUGUGACAUUUCCCCUGUCCUCAAACUGGGCUGCACAGAUACACACCUGAAGGAGAUGGUUAUAUUUUUCCUCAGCAUCCUGGUUCUGCUGGUCCCCUUUGUGCUCAUCUUCAUCUCCUAUGUCUUCAUUGUGUCUACCAUCCUCAAGAUCUCCUCUGCAGAGGGACAACGGAAGGCCUUCGCUACCUGUGCCUCCCACCUAACUGUGGUCAUCGUCCACUAUGGCUGUGCCUCUUUCAUCUACUUGCGGCCCACAUCACUGUACUCCUCAGACAAGGACUUGCUGGUGGCAGUGACCUAUACAGUUAUUACCCCCCUCCUAAACCCCCUGGUCUACACGCUAAGAAACAAGGAAGUGAAGGUGGCACUAAGAAAGGUACUCAGCAGGUACUCACUUCCCAAGACUGUGUGA